Messenger RNA from Paraglomus occultum, 1440 nucleotides. NCBI's taxonomy places the organism in Eukaryota, Fungi, Glomeromycota, Glomeromycetes, Paraglomerales, Paraglomeraceae. The record is from the annotation of a GenBank genome assembly.
AUGGGUCAGACACUAUCAGAACCAGUAAGAGAGAAACACAGUGCCAACGGCGGGGACGCUCGUCUAAUCUACGCUGUAUCGGAAAUGCAAGGCUGGCGUAUAAGCAUGGAGGACGCGCAUACUGCACUUUUGAGACUCGAAAAUAAGGCGCAGAAAGAAGGAUAUAGCUUCUUCGGCGUUUACGACGGACACGGUGGUCCAAAUAUUGCUAAAUACAGCGGCAGCAAUCUUCAUAAACGUAUCUCUCAUGACGAUGCAUUUGUUCGUGGUGAAUUGCGUGCAUCAAUAAUGAGCGGAUUUCUUGGUCUCGAUGAAGAUCUUAAGACUCAUCCCGAUUUCAAAAAUGAUCCGUCAGGAUGUACAGCUGUUGUCGCGCUUAUAACGCCCGACAAUCACAUCCUUGUCGGCAACGCCGGCGAUUCUCGUGCGGUUAUCAGUGUGAGAGGCGAAGCGCAACCACUGUCUAACGACCAUAAACCACAUAAUAAAGAUGAGUCCGAUAGAAUCAAUAAAGCAGGCGGAUUUGUUGAAUUUGGUCGUGUAAAUGGGAACCUCGCCUUGUCUCGCGCAAUUGGAGACUUUGAAUUUAAGCAGAACGCAGGCCUGGAUGCUAAAGAGCAAAUUGUUACUGCCCACCCGGAAGUCAAAGAAUUUACAAUUGACCCGGAGACUGAAUUUAUAGUGUUGGCCUGUGAUGGCAUCUGGGACUGUUUAUCAUCACAAGACGUGGUCGCUUUUAUUCGACAAGAAAUAUCCAAAAAUGCCGACCUAACACAAGCGUGCGAGAAUCUCAUGGAUCGCUGCCUAGCUCCUGGUUCCGAUCUUGGUGGUGUUGGCUGCGACAAUAUGACCGUAAUCAUUGUUGGCUUCCUCCAGGGCCGUACCGAGAAAGAAUGGUACGAGUGGAUAAAGGAGCGAGUUGAUGCUGGUAUAGGACCGACAUUGAGCGAAGAGGCACUUCGUCCCUCUCCUUCUCUACUGUUCCAGCCAUUUGCUAGUGAGGAGCACGCGCUGGACUUGGAAAUUCUAAGUGAGGAAUUGAAGGGCGCUGACGUAAAGGGCGGUGAAGACGAUAUCGCAUCCCAGAACGAAUUUCACAUUGAGGAAGACAUCAGUGGAAAGGAAGAUAUUAGUGGAAGGGAGACUCAAGGAGAUGUUACAAAAAUAGUUCGAGGUGAAUUGAAGGGCGAUGACUUAAGGGGCAGUGAAGGUGGAAUCGCAGCCCAGAAAGAAGUGGUUAAUAAGAAUGAUAGUAGCGGAGGGGGAAUUAGAGGAGAAACUGGAGGGAAAACUGGAGGGGAAACUGGAGGAGAAAUUGGAGGGAAAACUGGAGGAGAAAUUGGAGGGCCCGCUCGAACCCCUUUUGAUACUGAAAUUAUUGCCGCACCAGUGGGGCGGAAAACUGGAGGAGAAACUGGAGGGAAAACUGAAUUAAAAUAG